Molecule: messenger RNA, 3772 nt
Organism: Pristis pectinata (smalltooth sawfish)
Lineage: Eukaryota; Metazoa; Chordata; Chondrichthyes; Rhinopristiformes; Pristidae
Product: proline-, glutamic acid- and leucine-rich protein 1-like
Exons: 18
Coding region: 8-3472 (1154 amino acids)
Biological process (GO): rRNA processing
Cellular component (GO): nucleus
Source: RefSeq, a predicted model, not a curated record
GAGGGAGAUGGCGGCGGCGGCGGCCGGGCGAGGCUGUCGGCUGUUGGACCGCGUGUGUCUGUUGCUGCGGCGGGGCGGCGGCGGCGGCUCGGAGGGCGGGGACGAGGCGGGGCUGGAGGGGCAGCACCUGGCCGACAUCGUCCGGCAGCUGAAGGGGCAGCGGCUGCUGCAGACCGAGAAUCUGUCUGACCUCGGAGCUUUGAUCGGCAUCAGCAACACCCGACUCGCCUCCAUCAGAACCAGAUUUGAAGGAGUUUGUCUGCUGGCCCUGUUGGUGGCUGACAGUCCCACCGAUGUAUUCCAGGACCAAUGCAUCUCCUGGCUUCGAGCAGUGCAGCACAUCAUCCAGUCCCAGGACCCUCAGACGACGGUGGAGUUGGCGAUCUGGGUGCUGCGUGACUUGCUGAAGUAUUCGUCCCAGCUUCCCGAGCUGGCGCGGGAGGUGGCCAUGAACCACAUCCCCAGCCUUGUAACCUCUCUGCUGGCGCUGAAGCCCGAGUGCCACGUUGCAGCCAUGGAUGGAAUGAAGACCUGUAUGACCUUUUACCCCCGAGCCUGUGGAUCUUUGCGGGGCAAAUUGGCUGCUUAUUUCCUCAGUAAACUGGAUUCUGCAAGUCCGCAAGUUCAGGAGCUGGCCUGCCAGUGUUACGUCCUGCUGCCGGGUCUCGGCACCGGCUUCGCUCAGGGCAUGAAGUACACAGAGUCCUGGAGUCAGCAGCUGCACUGCCUCCUGGCCACGCUGCACAAUCUGCUGGGGGAGAUGUACGCAGAGACGGAAAACGAUCCCGUUUGCUACGAGGGACCCGGAGUUGACCUGCCCCUGCCCCUGCUCUGUGACACUGACCCCUUCCACGUGCUGCGGCUGAGGCAGCGCUUCUCAGCCCUGAGCAAGUGCCUCUCUCUGUUUCUCGGUUCUGACUUCCCGGUGCCCGUGAAGAUCCCGGUCCAGGACAUGCUCAACUUGAUUUGCCGAGUGUUGAACAUCUCCCCCAGGAGCAUGAGCUGGAUAGGUGAGGGACCGUUGAAGUUGUUAGUCCUGCCGACAGUUCACUGUGACGCCCUUGAGAUUCUCUCUGCACUCAUCGCCGUGUGCAAGAAGCGUCUGCUGCGUUUUGCCGACGUCAUCUGCAGACUCUUCCCUCAAGUCCUGACGGCGUGGGGGUCUCCGCGCGACACAGCCGUACCCGGGCAGGAGAAAGCGUACAGCCCACACAUGAGCAGGCAUCUGGGAGACCAGCGGGAUGGAUUUGCCAGCUGCUGUGGGGCUGCAGGCGCCUCCUGCUGCCUGGGAACUCGCUCUGUGAGAGUGAAGGCGUACAGGGUGCUGGAGAUGUGGGUGAAAGUCUGCGGGGCGUCCUCAGGAGUUCUCCAGGGCUCGUUCCACCAUUCUGAUGUCCUGUUGGCUAAUCUGAUCAGUGAUAUCACUCCUGUGGCAGACAUACUGAAGCUACAGGGGGACAGACCGGCAGCUGACGGGAUCCAGUCACAGAACUACGGCAAACACACCAACAAGAAGCAGAAGCUGAUGCAGCUGAGCGAAGGGUCCGCGAUGCAAGGCCAGAAGAAGAGGGACCUGAGUGCCAACAGCGACGUCUGCCUGGCGGCGCUGAGAGUUUGCAGCAACGUGAUCCUGACCAGCGGAAGCUUCCUGAAAGAGGAGACCCACAAGAAGCUCCACGAGCUGGUGCUGCCCCUGCUGGUCCGUCUGCAGCAGGGGGCGAGCUCGCCCAGCCCCUACCUGCGGGCGGACUGUCGCAAGGAGCUCUACCGUCUGCUGCUUUUCCUGCUGUUGGUGCCUAACCCGAGGUGGCCCCCCCCGCUGCACUGCGCUGUCAAAACCUUCAGCCAGGGGCAGAACGAUGGAAACACCGAGGUGGCAGCUUUCUGUGCCGAGGCCCUGGUGGUCUGCAACUGCGUGAUCCACCCGCGGGUGCCUUCGCUGAGCAGCGCCGGGCUGGGGGCCGGAGCAGCCCCCAAGCCGCCGGCGGUGGACCUGCAGACCCCCUGCAAGCAGCCUCCGCCGCCCCCCUUCCCGCCGAGCGGACUGGCCCUCCGUCCGCAGCCUGACCACCCGUCCCUGCAGGCGCGCUUCUCCGGGAUGUCUGCCCCGCCGCCACCGGCGAGCUUCCCCGCCCCGCUGGCCCCGCCCGCGGCCCCCUCGGCUGAGGUCAGAGCCCCUCCCGGGGAGGGGGAGCCCGACCCCAGGUCCCUGCUGGAAGCUCCGCGGGACGAGGACGCCCUGUUCGGCAACGGAGGCCACCGUCCCGUUUUCGUGCGCUAUGACAAGGAGGAGGAAUCCGACGUCGAGAUCUCUCUGGAGAGCGACUCGGACGACAGUGUGGUGAUCGUCCCUGAGGGUCUCCUACCCGAACGGGGCUCCCCCGAGCCCAAGAAGGAGGAGUCAGCGGCUGCGGAGGAGAUAGAGAAGAUCGUGGUCGCCUCGCCGCCUCCCAGCCAGUCCCAGCUGCCCCCACCGCCAGCCCCUGCUCAGCCCCUGGCCCCCCCGGCGCCGCCUCCCGCCGCCGAAGAGCAGAAGGCGGAGCCCCGGGAGGUGGACGAGGACCUGACCGUCAUCAACAUCAACAGCAGCGAGGACGAGGAAGGCGAGUACCCCGAGGACGAGGAGGACUACUACGAGGAGGAGGAGGAAGAGGAGGAGGACUUCGAGGACGAGGAGGACUUCGAGGAGGGGGAGCUGGAGGAGGAGGAGGAAGAGGAGGAGGAGGAGGACGAGGAAGAGGAAGAGGACGAGAUGGAUUACAAGGAGAUCGAGGAGCUGGAGGAGGAGGAGGAGAUGUUCGACCAGGCCCAGGGUCCCGUGUCAGAGGAUGAGGAGCCUCUGACGGCAAUUAGCGUGCAGGCGGGGGAGGUCAGCCAGCCGGCUCCCGAGGACGGCUCCCCCCACUACGCUGGGCAUCAGGAGGCCGCCUCCCAGAGGGAUGGAGUGCAGGACAUCCCGGCGACGGAGGAGGAGCCGCCUCCGCCCCUGGAGGUGGGGAAGGAGGAGCGGAUCGCCCCUACGGAGGGGGAGGAGGCAGCGGCAACGGAGUCUCUCCCGGAGCAGUGCUCCUGCCCCCCGGAAGUGGAGGCCGGACCCCCGGAGGAGGAGGGGGCGGCAGAGGCGGAGUCGAGGGAACAGCUCCAGGCAGAGGAGGGUGGACAGGCGAUGGAGACGGCAGCGGCCGCCGCCGGCGGGGAGGACGGAGCGCCGGAAGGGGUCAGCGUGUCGGAUAAAGGGACCACCGAGGAGCCCGAGAGGAAAUCGGAGGAGGGGUCCCCGGCAAAAGUACCUGAAGUCCGCGCAGCAGCCGCGGAGGGGAGCACCAGCGAGCCGCCAGAGGAGAUGGAGACGUCUGGGGAGCCUGCUGAAGCCAAGGCGCCCGAGGACGACACGGCGGUCAUGUUAACAGACUUCAUAGACUGUCCACCCGACGAAGACGACGUGGCUGAAGUGCCAGGUUCGAGCGGCUGAUGGCGUCCUGGUGUGGAGAGGGCCAGAGGGAACCACAGCAGCUGCACUGGAGCCAAGGUUGGUCGUGUCUACACGGGAACAAUGUCUCGUAGGCUGUGAUGCUCCAGUUUUACUCUGGACUACUGCCACCUGGCCUGGCUCUGCAGACAAGGAGCUAAAGCUUGGGUAAUUCCAAAACGCAUCCAUGCGCGAGUGUGUUUUCUAUGAAUUUUUUUUAUAAAUCCGUGACAUAAUUGUUAAUGCACCUGGACUUGAGUCUUGUGCAUACGUUUAAUAAACAACUAUGUGGACAGGCUCCAA